Pseudoliparis swirei is the source of this 2316-nucleotide messenger RNA. RefSeq names its product sickle tail protein-like. The record is from RefSeq and is a predicted model, not a curated record. NCBI's taxonomy places the organism in Eukaryota, Metazoa, Chordata, Actinopteri, Perciformes, Liparidae. The coding region runs from base 562 to 2316 and encodes 584 amino acids. The transcript is spliced from 11 exons. Gene Ontology annotation, cellular component: cytoplasm.
CUGUGUUCAUCAGGUUCAUGUCAGCGAAUAUGUUCUCAAUAGUAUGUUUCAAGGAGGUGUGCUCACCUGUGUGCGCGUAUCACGGCAGAGCGGCCAGCUGCUGAUCACGCACUCAAUAGCUCGACUGCAUGAAUAGAAGGAAAAAGUGCGCCCCUAAAUUUUCUGCUUGCGCCCCUAACAUUUUAAGUUAGGAGCGACUGUGCUCCUAGUUAAAAAAGUUAGUCUGGAGCCCUGCCUAGGGGUCUCCUGAAGCAGCUGAGACCGGACCGUCAUGGUGAAGAAAGAGUUCUGGCACUCACCUCUGGUCAGGAACUCUGGGUUGUAGUGAACUGCCCUGAGGGGAAGAGAAGAAGUGGACCUCCUGCGUCCAGGCCAAACCCUCUGCUGGGUCUUUUACUUACUGGUGUUAAGUUCAAUCGGCUGCCACCGAUCUAACCCGAGUGGUGUUCUGCUCUUCUCUUCCAGUCCAUCCAGGUGAGGAGUCCCUGCUCCACUGAAAGCCCCGUCUCUGCAGGUGUGCUGGACCUGGUAGAGCAGCAGGACCCUCUGGCUUCAGAGACCAUGUCUGAUGGAGAGGUCCUGCCCCCCACGGUACCCUUUACAAGGGGCAGUAGAGCCAGGUCCAGUCUACCUGUGGGCCGGUCCAGUGGCGAGACCAGAGCGAGGCCACCUGGUGUGUUGUUCCUGCAGUACGGGGGGGAGACCAGGCAGGUGUGGAUGCCUGAGCCCAGCGGCCCCGGGGCCCUGGAGGCUCUGCUGGUCAGCGCCUUCCCUCAGCAGCUCUCCAUGAAGAUGCUGCAGUCCCCCAACAUGGCCGUCUACAUCAAAGACCCCAACCGCAACGUCUACUACGACCUGGAGGACGUCAGAAACAUCCCCUCACACUCCUGUGUGAAGGUGUAUCACAGAGACGCCCCACGCCACGGCAGGCCGGCCGCCACGAAGCUCAGGAUCUCCAAAGAGGUCUUGUACAGCAGUCCCAGUCCGGUCCACGGCGCCCUGCACCACCUGCAGGGCUCCAUGUCUCCACCCAUGGUGCGCUCCAUGCCCACAUCCCCCUCCAGGAUGGCGUACGGCGGAGGGAGCGCAGCAGGGGGGGGGGCGGUGAUGGGGGACCGAGGCAGCGUCACGUUACCACGGGAACGGCUGUCGGGCGUGAGGCGGUCCAGCUCCGUGUGCAGCAGCAGCAGCGGUGGUGCCAUCCUGGAGAGGAGGGACGUGAGGCCCGAUGAGGGCGCUGGCAGCAGUAGGACCAUGGCCCUGGUGCUGCGUGGAGAAGGAGGACCAUAUUACCCAGACUCCUACUGCUCCUCCCUGCAGGACAGAGGGGGGGGUGGCCUGAGCAUGGCCUCCGCCCAGUGCAGCGCUCCUCCGUCCAUCACUGCAGACAUGGUGGACGUUGGGGUCACGGGGCUCCCAGGGGGGCUGCGGCAGUACCGGGCCUCCAUCAAACCCCUACUGGUCUACGGAGAGAGCCUGGAGCAGCAGACCCGCUUCCUCCACAGGCAGAAGAGCAGGAAGUAUGGCGACAGCCAGCUUCCUCCACUGGGAUCCAAGACCCCGCCCCCGUCCCCUCACCGAGUCCACGAGGUCCGGAUGAUAGAGGGACAGAGCGUCGGAGGGGUGGGCCCGGUGUCUCCAGAGAGGAUGUCACGUAUCCGCCGGUCCCUGCGCCGGGACAGCCAGGAAGGCUCGGUGGAGAUCGUACCCAGAAGAAGAGCGAGCGGCUCGUCAUCCUCCCCCUCGUCUGUGUUUCUGGAGAGCCCUCUGGGACAACCUGAGAGACUGUGUCAUGGUCAUGUGACCGCCAGCAGCGCCCAGAGUGCGAGGAUGAAAGCCAUGGAGGAGCAGAUAGCCAGUCUGGCAGGCCUGGUGCACAGAUCUCUGUCUCUUGGACCAGACGUCCACGGGGUCAAGGACACCGUCAGUGGCGAUAUUGAACGCACACUCCUCAACAAAGCCGGAGUGGCAGCUGAGCCUCGGGUCCCGGCUGCUGUGAUGGACAGCUUCAGCCGCGCCCCUCUGGCGCCCCCGGCCCCUCCCCAGCGCUACAGCGGGCUGCAGCAGAGCUUGGCGUUAGCAAAGAGUGACGUGUAUGAUCUGCGGCUGCAACUCAACCACCUCAGACACCUCCAGCUCUCCAACCAGGAGAGCGUGACCUCGGUGCUGCGGAUGGCGGGUCAGGAGCUGGUGGUGCUGAUGUACGACCGGCUGGCUCAGUCUGAGGAGGCGGUGUACCGACGGAGAGCUGGGAUGGAGGAGGAGAGGAUCCACUACCUCGCUGCAGAGGAGAGAAUACUCACACAGCUCCGGUGA